This is a messenger RNA of Centropristis striata (black sea bass), 1955 nucleotides long. RefSeq names its product reticulocalbin 3, EF-hand calcium binding domain (gene rcn3). The record is from RefSeq and is a predicted model, not a curated record. The coding region runs from base 109 to 1059 and encodes 316 amino acids. Gene Ontology annotation, molecular function: calcium ion binding. Gene Ontology annotation, cellular component: endoplasmic reticulum. The transcript has 8 exons. NCBI's taxonomy places the organism in Eukaryota, Metazoa, Chordata, Actinopteri, Perciformes, Serranidae.
AUUGUUAUUUAAAAGUGGAGAGUGCCAACGUAGACUGAUCCGCUGUUCGCAAACUGAGAGAAAGGUGUUGUCAGAAGCUGCCAAGACACUGACCCCCACCAGUCAAUUAUGAUGAUGCUGUCACUAGCAUCCCUCUGCCUCCUGGCCACAGUCGCCUUUGCCGUCCCUGCCCAGGAGAAGCGCAUCCACCACCAGGCUGAUCUGAGCGACCACGCCCACGAUGACUCUCACGGCUUCCAGUACGACCACGAGGCCUUCCUGGGCAAGGAGGAGGCCAAGACCUUUGACCAGCUGACCCCUGAGGAGAGCAAAGACAAAUUAGCGAAGAUUGUGGACCGCAUUGACAUUGACAAGGACGGCUACAUCAACCAUUCAGAGCUGCACUACUGGAUCAAACACAGGCAGAGGAGGUACAUCGAGGAGAAUGUGAACAAACACUGGAACGAAUACGACAAAAACCAAGAUGGAAAGAUCGCCUGGGAGGAGUACAAAAACACCACCUACGGCUUUUAUCUGGGUGAGGAUUUUGAUGAUAUUGAAGACAAGGCCACCUAUAAAAACAUGCUCAACCGGGACGAAAGGCGCUUCAAGACAGCUGACCGAGACGGUGAUGGUAUCGCCACACGUGAGGAGUUCACCGCCUUCCUUCACCCGGAGGAGUUUGAUUACAUGAGAGAUGUGGUGGUGCAGGAAACUGUGGAAGACAUUGAUAAGAACGGCGAUGGAAAGGUCAACAUAGAUGAAUAUAUUGGUGACAUGUACACACCAGAGAAUGGGGAAAAAGAGCCGGACUGGGUCCAGACAGAGAGGAAACAUUUCUCAGAGUUCAGAGAUACCAACAAGGAUGGCUACCUGGAUGGUUCUGAGGUGGCCCACUGGGUUCUGCCGGGAGAGGUGGACCAUGCUGACAAUGAAGCCAAGCACUUAAUCCACGAGACAGAUACUGACAAGGACCAGAAAAUCACCAAGAAGGAGAUUCUGGCCAACUGGAACAUGUUUGUGGGCAGCCAGGCGACCAAUUAUGGGGAAGACUUAACGAAGAGACACGAUGAGCUUUGAUGGGCUAAUUUCAGUUUCUAUUUUACUACUAUGGAGAAUUUAGUUACCAUGGUUUGGGGUCGGGUGGGACUCGGUAAAGUGAGGGUCUGACUCUGGGUUACGAGGAUAUAAUCAUGUACCCUCGUUCACACAUGCACACAGUAAUCAGUUCAAACUCAGCAUGCUCUCACAUACUGUGUAUGUGAAUACAGAUGAUACUACACACACACUCCUCUCUUUGCUUUACUUGCAUAACUGUGGGAUUUUUUUUUUAAAUCUGUGAUGCAGAUCCUUAUAGGUGCCUUAUUCCUGUUGUCCAGUGAAAACUGUAUCUCCAAAAUUUUACUAACAAAACUGUGGAUAAUGUCCAAUAUGCACUGGCAUCCAGCUGAAACAACGCUUUUUCUAUGAGCCUGAGGUUCAAAAGUGGUCUCUAUACAUGGGGAUGAAAUUAUUCUUAUUUAAUAAAGACCACAAAAAAAAUUGGGGAUAAGGAGUUUUUAGAUAGACAUGGUUACAUUUGCUAGAAGCAUGUGGACAUUUUCUGUCAAAAAGUGUUACUCAAUUGGGGGAGGGGAGAUGGUGACUGAAGGGCUGUGUUACUGACUUUUUUUCAGGUUUGACGAUUAAAGUUUUGUUUUUUCUACAAAUGUGGGGUUCUUCAAUUUUGCUCUAUCCACUCAUGAAAAUUCAGGUUGAGAUUUAUUUGACCUUCACUAUUCCCUGCCGACAAUAAAACAUUACACUUGGUUUGAAGGUGUUACUGCUAAAGCAGAGGAAGGACUUUUUUUACUUUAUUACUUUCAGCAGAAUCAUAUCACCAUGUUAUCAGUAGUGAGAAUGAAUGAAUGAAUUAAUCAAUUUUAUUUUACAAAACUCACUUGAGGAUAGGAUCAGUGAUGUAAAGUUACUAAGUA